Messenger RNA from Suillus clintonianus, 741 nucleotides. Its product is annotated as hydrophobin-315. The transcript has 3 exons. The record is from RefSeq and is a predicted model, not a curated record. The coding region runs from base 131 to 451 and encodes 106 amino acids. Gene Ontology annotation, cellular component: fungal-type cell wall. NCBI's taxonomy places the organism in Eukaryota, Fungi, Basidiomycota, Agaricomycetes, Boletales, Suillaceae. Gene Ontology annotation, molecular function: structural constituent of cell wall.
CUAACCGUUCCGUAAACAAUAUGAGAGAAUGUAUAAAAGCAAGGCGAAAAGAUGGAAGAAACUCAUCCUCUCUUGUCUCUGACCACCGAGUAUCAUUCCUAAACAGCCUCCUAUCACCAAAUCAUCAAAAAUGAUUUUCAACAUCCUCGCUCUUCUUCCCCUCGCUCUCUUCGUUUCUGCAGGCAGCGGCCAGUGCAACACCGGUGUCAUCCAGUGCUGCAACAACAGCACCACUUAUGAAUCGACGGCGGCCAAAAACGCCUUCGACCAAGCUGGCCUUGUCAACGUUGAGGCAGUGGUAAAUGCGUUUGUCGGUCUCACGUGCUCUGGCAUCAGCGUCGUCGGCACUUCAGAUGGCUGCUCUGCUAACCAGGAGCCCCUUUGCUGCGAGGACAACUCAUACAAUGGUGUCGUCAGCCUUGGCUGCACGCCCAUCAACGUCAACGUUUGAGUAACGGAUUAUGACGUGGUUGCGGAUGCUCUCUGGGACAGUAUACCAUACUUUUACGAACGUUAUUAUACGCUUUUUGCUGCACGCCCAUCAGUAACAAGUAACAGUACCAUGAUGCCUACACGUUUACCAAUGGAGCUUAUUGCUGUUUCCUGUUACUCGUGAUCAAGAAUCAUCACGCUAGCUCUCCAGCACUAGAGAGCGAACCUGGCUGUACUCACUAAGCGGCAAUAUUUUAGCAUGCAUUGGGAGGGGAACCUUGAGGCGAUCUUCUCGAUUCAGAAAUUGCA